This is a messenger RNA of Ipomoea triloba (trilobed morning glory), 1488 nucleotides long. Its product is annotated as nuclear transcription factor Y subunit A-1-like. Gene Ontology annotation, molecular function: RNA polymerase II cis-regulatory region sequence-specific DNA binding; DNA-binding transcription factor activity, RNA polymerase II-specific. The coding region runs from base 117 to 971 and encodes 284 amino acids. Gene Ontology annotation, biological process: regulation of transcription by RNA polymerase II. Lineage: Eukaryota; Viridiplantae; Streptophyta; Magnoliopsida; Solanales; Convolvulaceae. The record is from RefSeq and is a predicted model, not a curated record. The transcript has 6 exons. Gene Ontology annotation, cellular component: CCAAT-binding factor complex.
UGGUUGUUGAAGAUAGAUCAUAUAUAUAUAAGGUAGAGAAAUAUGGACUGCCUGCUGCUACUGUUUAUUUCCGUGUUAAAGUUUGUGGUAAUGUUAGCUGUCAAUAUACACACAUUAUGCAACAGAUUAGAAGAAGCCAAAUGGCAUCAGAUGCAAUGAGCAGUGGUGCUACACCUGCAAGUUCCUGCACAAUUGGUUCACUCGCCUGGUGCCAAGCAAUGGUGUCCAGAAAUGCAUGGAAUAACACAUAUGAAAAUAGUAGUGCUUCACCCUCUGUUGGUCCAGGGAAUGAAACAUCUGCACAUAUGCUCUGGGAAGAUGGAGGGAUGCACCAUACUGCACCAGAUCCUAAAGGGUUUAAAGAACUGCACACAUCAGAUAAAAAUUGCAAAGUGGAGAGUGAAAAUGUUGCAAGAGCAAUGUCCCCUACCACUAGAGAGCACCAUUAUUCUAGGCCUGCAACUGAACAUGACCUUAUGGGUCACUCCAUUCAGUGUGCUUCAUAUCCCUAUACAGAACCUGCAGCUUUCCUGGGUGCUGCUGCUGGAGAGUCUGUGGUUCAUCAAACUGCACAAGGAGUGCAACAUGGCAGAAUGGUGUUGCCUCUGGAAGUGACGACAGAGGAGCCUGUUUAUGUGAACGCCAAACAGUACCAUGGAAUUCUCAGACGAAGGCAGCUCCGGGCAAAAGCUGAGCUGGAAAACAAAGUGGUUAAGAAUAGAAAGCCUUACCUUCAUGAAUCCCGGCACCUGCACGCCAUGAGAAGAGCCCGAGAUGGCGGGGGCCGCUUCGUCAACACAAAGAAAUCUGAUUCCACUAGCAACACCACCCCAUGCAGCAGCAACUCCGGUGAAGCCAACAAGUACUCAGAUAGCCAUGGCUCUGAAGCUUCUGGGAUGCAGGGUGCAGAUCAAUAUGUGCAAUGGGGUUAUGAGUAUCAGCAUUUCAAAGUGAUGAAAGACUGGGUGUGAAUUGAAGAAUAAGAAGAAGAAAUCUGGAGAUUGGAGAAUACAUACAAUCUCUGAAUCUCAUCUCCCCCAUAUAUAUACCCUAUACCUGCUUCUGUGGCAUAUGCGUCCGAGCUACUUCAGACGCAGAUUGUCCCCAACUUCGGACGCAAAUGACUGAUUCUGUACUAGUGAUGCGUGCUGAUUGUGUAUAAUGUGGUUGGUCUGUCCUCUGAUCUGAUGAUUGUGUAGAAUAUGUAAGGUUGGAGAGAAUAACAUACAUACAUGCAUACAUGUUUGAUCUUGGCAAGCAGCUGUAAGUGUAAUGGCUGCUGGCUUCAUGAAUUGGCUUUUACCAUUCAUUUUCUCAGGCAAUUCAUUCUUGGCUAAUACUUCAUAGUUGCUGUGUGUAAGCUAUGGAGAAAGUUCUAAGCCCAUAGCUUGUUAUUGGCUUAGCUAAUGUGAUGUUUGAUUAAUUGUGGUGUAAGCCUAACAGGCUGAUUAAACAUAUCAAUGCAUAUGUUAUUCUUGAUGAUUUACA